AGGAAAAGGACCAGAAGCUCUGCAACAUGGCACCCAAGAAAGCCAAGAAAAAGGAGGCAGCAAGCUCCAACGUGUUCAGUAUGUUUGAACAGUCCCAGAUUCAGGAGUUCAAAGAGGCUUUCACCAUUAUGGACCAGAACAGAGAUGGUUUCAUCGACAAGAAUGACCUGAGGGACACAUUUGCUGCGCUGGGUCGUUUGAAUGUAGGGAAUGAGGAGCUUGAGGACAUGUUGAAAGAAGCUUCUGGACCCAUUAACUUCACUGUAUUUCUCAGCAUGUUUGGAGAGAAGCUCAAAGGUACUGACCCUGAGGAGACCAUCCUGAAUGCUUUUAAGAUCUUUGACCCUGAAGGAACAGGAGUCCUCAAAGGAGAUGAAAUCAAAUAUUACCUGAUGUCUCAAGCAGAUAAAUUUACAGAAGCUGAGAUUAACCAGAUGUUCACGAUGUUUCCUUUGGAUGUGGCUGGUAACCUGGACUACAAGAACCUCUGCUAUGUUAUCACACACGGAGAGGACAAAGAGCAGGAGUAA
Messenger RNA from Chanos chanos (milkfish), 530 nucleotides. Its product is annotated as myosin regulatory light chain 2B, cardiac muscle isoform-like. Gene Ontology annotation, molecular function: calcium ion binding. The transcript has 7 exons. Lineage: Eukaryota; Metazoa; Chordata; Actinopteri; Gonorynchiformes; Chanidae. Bases 27 to 530 code for a protein of 167 amino acids. The record is from RefSeq and is a predicted model, not a curated record.